GCAUAAAUACCGGCUCCAGCCGGUAUAUAAUCUAAGAAGCUUCAGUGAGAGGGAACAGAGACAGGGAAUUGGCCAGGAAGAGUAGAAAUAUUAUAUUUUCAUUAUUUAAGAACAUUAAGGUUGUCAAACAUAGACGGAAUUAUACACCAGGAAACAUCCGAGUUGAACAGAGCGAUUUUCCCCGCUUCCGACUCUUCUGAAAGACUCAUAUGGGAAACUGAAUAGAGGCUUUCAAUGAAGAUGUUUCAUAGUUAGCACUUUAACAAAGACGCUUUUUACAUUUUUUCCUAGUGUCAGCUCUUCCUGUUUUGAAACCCCAGCGUCUGCCAUGACAGGAUUGACGUCUGCCCUAAAGGGCUGCACGAGCCCCAAUGUAUAUGCCGAAGUGCCAGAUGGUGGCUGGGGCUGGGUGGUGGCCGUCGCCUUCUUCUUCGUGGAAGUUUUUACCUAUGGCAUCAUCAAGAUUUUUGGGAUCUUCCUUCAGGACCUCAUGAGCUGCUUUGGUGAAACCAACAGCAGAGUGUCUUGGGUUGUUUCCAUCUGUGUCUUUGUCAUGGCCUUUACAGCUCCACUUUCUACAGUCAUGAGUAACCGCUUUGGUUAUCGUCCAGUUGUCAUGCUCGGUGGAUUCCUGAUCAGCCUGGGUACCAUCACAACAGCCCUGACCCAAUCUAUCACUGAGAUGUACAUCACCAUGGGAAUUGUUGCAGGCCUGGGUUACUGCCUUAGCUUCCUGCCAACAGUCACCAUCCUCUCGCAGUACUUCAGCAAGCGACGUUCCCUCGUCACAUCGAUAGCGUCCACUGGAGAAUGCUUCUCGCUGCUAGCGUUAGCGCCAGCUUUGAACGCAUUGAAGGAGCAGAUCGGCUGGCGCUACUGCUUGAUUGUAAUUGGGGUUUUGCAGACCUCAAUCAUCAUCUGUGGAGCUCUGUUAAAGCCAAUAGUCAUUAACCCCAAACCCUCCACCACGGAGGGUUCCACAUCACCGCUGAAGGAACCCGAUUCCAAAUACGACCAGGAGAACGAAUUCACACGUACCUCUAUCAACUCUGUGGACUCUGGGGUCCAGUCGAUCAGCUCUUCUCAGACGAACCUCUCCGAGCCCCAGGGAUCAGAAAAGAAAGCACUUAGGGAAAAAGAGGAGAAAGAAACGAAUGAAGAAGAGCCAUCAGCAUUGCCCGAGACCCCACUCAAACAAGCCUCCGGGAGCAAGCUGUUGGACUUCUCCGUGCUCAGGGACCCCUGCUUCAACUGCUACGCUCUCUUCGGCCUGUUUGCCACAUUAGGGUUUUUUGCCCCACAGCUGUACGUGAUUGACCUCAGCGUGAGUCGAGGUGUGUCACGCGACAGCGCGACCUACAUGCUCUCCUCCAUGGCGGUGGCUGAGAUUCUAGGUCGUCUGUCGAUGGGUUGGGUUCUCAAUCGCAGGCCCAUACGCAAGAUCUACAUUCUGCUGAUAUGCACGGUGCUGCUGUGUCCGGUGCUGGUCGCCUUCACCUUUGUCGCUGAAUUCUGGGGGCUUAUGAUUUGCUCCUGUCUCUAUGGCUUCUUGCUGGGCACCGUGGCGUCCAGCCACAUCCCCAUGCUGGCUGAAGAUGAUGUGAUUGGCAUUCAGAGAAUGCCAUCGGCUGUUGGUGUCUACGUCUGCAUCCAGAGCUUCGCAGGACUGGCUGGUCCACCUCUUGGAGGCGUUCUGGUAGACGUGACUAAGAAUUACGGGUCAGCAUUUUACUCCUGCGCAGCUGGCAUGGUUCUCGGUGCUCUCUUUCUUGGACUGGUGCGUCCAGCCAAAACCGGUCUCUGUCCUGGCAAGACGAGGAAUAACGAAAGGCAAAAACCAGACAGGGAAUCCAGCUCACAGGGUAGCGAUGAUGUCCCCGUCGACUUUGUGGAAGUAGACGUUGAUAUCGACAGCUGUCCUGCAAAAAGCAACCCUUGGCCGGUAUGAAUACUGCCUCACCCUCAAGACACCAGAUGAGUCAAGACGCGUACGCACACCGUUAUCCUCCACUUGAACGAUCCACCCAAAGAAUGCUGUACAUGAACCCUGUAGUAGCAAUAGGGUUAAACUGUCACAAAUCAAACGAAACGUCACUCUUGCUAAGCAUCCAAUUGUGUAACCCCAAAACAGGUUUACAUUUUUUGUGUCAUUCAUUAUUUAUUGAAAACAAAUACUUUAUGGAUGCUUUAGGGCUCCUUUACUGUAUUACGCAUUCACACUACAGUCUUUGCUUUUACACCUCUUUUUAUACCUCUUUGUACCAAAGUCUUAGUGUGAAAUGUGGCUUUACUAUUUAUUUAAACAAUCCUAAUAAUAGUUUUAAUAGUUUUCACAUUUGAAAUGCUGUAUCUAUUGUCACUGCUGUCAUUGUUAUCUAUAAAUGAAACCUCAGGCCAUAUUUUGCUGCUCACACCAGAGAUGACCAAGAUGCUCAUAUUGUUUGCUUACGCCUCAUUCAAAAUGUAAAGAGAAAGAGCUGCCUACUGUUUGAGGUUUAAACGUCAUUUGUUUGCUUAAGGGGUUCCACUUGUUUAACUAUUAGCACUAUUGCACACAUGCAAACUCAUCUGGCAACAGGUUGCCUCUUGUUUAAUAUAAUUUUUUCCAAAAUAAAGUAACACAGUCCAAUGAAAUGGGGUGUAAUGUGCCCCACCUGCAAGUCUUCCAGCUUUUACUCAUAAAAAUGUUUUAUGAGGGAUGUUUUUGUGGCUCCUGAAAUCCUGCUAAGGGAUAUAUGAUCAUUCCUGGAAUUUGGAAUGUGCCUUUUUAAUUCUGAGGGAUCAUGUAGAGAUAAUGGCUUGAAACAAUAAAUUACAUUGAUAAUGAUAAUUUAUUAAGUUGAAGUUAUUUUGUAAAUGUAAUUAAUUAAAUAAACAUCAAAAGAGAUGGUGAGAACUGACAGUAUACGAGGAAUGGGACGAUUUUAAAAUGCAAAGAAACCUAUAUGUAUUUUUUAAGCAAGAACCUGCUGCAUAUGAGAUGACUUGAACUCUUACUGUAUGUAUAUUCUGAUUCGAUUUGUCAUACAUGAUGUAUUUAAAUACAGUAUAUUUAGGUUUUGUAUGUUUGAUUAGACGACACAUGUGCUUUUUUUCUUGACUUGUAUAAAGCACUUUUUGAGGUAUUAAAAUCAUAAUAUGCCUGUGCGAUGGUGUACAUCUAAAAAUGGCAUUUACAUGAAAUAAUGUAAAAUAAACAAUGAUUUAUAAA
Misgurnus anguillicaudatus (oriental weatherfish) is the source of this 3211-nucleotide messenger RNA. RefSeq names its product solute carrier family 16 member 6b (gene slc16a6b). NCBI's taxonomy places the organism in Eukaryota, Metazoa, Chordata, Actinopteri, Cypriniformes, Cobitidae. The record is from RefSeq and is a predicted model, not a curated record. Gene Ontology annotation, biological process: transmembrane transport; monocarboxylic acid transport. Gene Ontology annotation, molecular function: monocarboxylic acid transmembrane transporter activity.